AGUGCGGGCGGGAGGGCGCCUGUCAGGGUCUCCGGGAGUGGCAGCCCUCAGGUGGCUGCAGAGCCGAAGCCGGGCCGCCGCGCCGCGCUGCACCAUGGCGCCCACACUGGCCACUGCCCAUCGGCGCCGCUGGUGGAUGGCCUGCACGGCCGUGGUGGAAAACCUCCUCUUCUCGGCAGUCCUCCUGGGCUGGGGCUCGCUGCUCAUCAUGCUCAAGUCGGAGGGCUUUUACUCCUACCUGUGUACUGAGCCAGAGAAUGUCACCAAUGGCACGGUGUGGGACACGGCAGAGCCGGAGCACAAGGUGGUGAGCUGGAUGAAUGGCUGGCUCAGCUGCCAGGCCCAGGAAGAGAUGCUGAAUUUGGCCUUCACUGUGGGCUCCUUUCUGCUCAGCGCCAUCAGCCUGCCCCUGGGCAUCGUCAUGGACAAGUACGGCCCGAGGAAGCUUAGGCUGCUGGGCAGUGCCUGCUUUGCUGUCUCCUGCUUGCUGAUUGCAUAUGGAGCAAGUAACCCAAACUCUCUCUCAGUUCUCAUCUUCAUCGCCCUGGCUCUGAAUGGCUUUGGCGGGAUGUGCAUGACCUUUACCUCAUUAACACUGCCCAACAUGUUUGGAGACCUUCGGUCCACAUUUAUUGCCUUGAUGAUUGGCUCCUAUGCCUCCUCAGCAGUCACCUUCCCGGGAAUCAAGCUCAUCUACGACUCUGGUAUCUCCUUCAUCGUCAUCCUUGUGGUCUGGGCCAGCUGCUCCGGGCUGGUUUUCCUCAACUGCUUCUUCAACUGGCCUCUGGAGCCCUUCCCGGGGCCGGAGGACAUGGACUACUCGGUGAAGAUCAAGUUCAGCUGGCUGGGCUUUGACCACAAGAUCACGGGGAAGCAGUUCUACAAGCAGGUGACUACAGUGGGGCGCCGUCUCAGCGUGGGCAGCUCCAUGAGGAGCGCCAAGGAGCAAGCGGCGCUGCAGGAGGGCCACAAGCUGUGCCUGUCCACCGUCGACCUCGAGGUGAAGUGCCAGCCAGAUGCCGCAGCAGCGCCCUCGUUCAUGCACAGUGUGUUCAGCCCCAUCCUGCUGCUCAGCCUGGUCACCAUGUGCAUCACUCAGCUGCGGCUCAUCUUUUACAUGGGGGCCAUGAACAACAUGCUCAAGUUCCUGGUCAGCGGUGACCAGAAGACAGUCGCCCUCUACACCUCCAUCUUCGGCGUGCUCCAGCUGCUCUGCCUCCUGACGGCCCCCGUCAUCGGCUACAUCAUGGACUGGAGGCUGAAGGAGUGCGAGGAUGCCUCUGAGGAGCCCGAGGAGAAAGACGCCAACCAAGGCGAGAAGAAGAAGAAGCGGGACCGGCAGAUCCAGAAGAUCACCAACGCCAUGCGGGCCUUUGCCUUCACAAACCUGCUGCUUGUGGGCUUUGGGGUGACCUGCCUUAUCCCCAACUUGCCUUUGCAGAUCAUCUCCUUCAUCCUGCACACAAUUGUCCGAGGAUUCAUCCACUCUGCCGCCGGGGGCCUGUAUGCUGCUGUGUACCCCUCCACUCAGUUCGGCAGCCUCACAGGACUGCAGUCUCUGGUCAGCGCGCUCUUUGCUCUCCUGCAGCAGCCACUGUUUCUGGCCAUGAUGGGUCCCCUCCAAGGAGACCCUCUGUGGGUGAACGUGGGGCUGCUUGCCCUGAGCAUGCUGGGGUUCUGCCUGCCCCUCUACCUGAUUUGCUACCGGCGCCAGCUGGAGAGGCAGCUGCAGCAGAAGCAGGAGGACGACAAGCUUUUCCUCAAGAUCAACGGUUCAUCCAACCGGGAGGCCUUUGUGUAGCGCCUGCCACCUCGGAACUGGGGCCUCCUGCCUGUGCUUCAGUGACUGAUCCGUGUCCUCCUCCCCACCCCAGAGGACCCCACGCACCCCUAGGACCCUCUCCUUCACCAUGUUGGAGUCCACGCUCCGUCCCAGGGGCCUGGUCUGCCUCAGAGCUCUGUGGUGGAAGGACAGGAGAAGGCCCAGGACGGGCCAGUCUCUAUUGCUAAAAGCAGGGGCUGCUCUGCUGCUGCCCCCGAAGGACCCUGGGGCCCCGGGGCUCCACGGUGCCUGCAGGAGGAGGCUCUCUCCCUCGAGUGUCUGGAUUCUGCCUCUUGCCAAAGCAGAGGGGUCUGCCAUCCCCUGCCGCCACCUGCCUCUUGGCUGCAUGCCCACCGGCCACGCCUGCCCAAGGACAAAGGCUUGCACUGUCUGCACCCCCUCGCCUGGCCCCUCACCUCCUCCUCUGGCCAGUGUGAGGCUGCCUGAGGAAGGAAGGACCCGCUUCCUGUUGUUGGUGCUAACUCCUUUGUAAUUCCAGCCCCCCAUGGCCUGUCCUCCCAUUUGAGGCCUGUGGAGAAGCCCCCCUGGCUUCCAGCCUGGGGAGGGAUGAGGGCCAGGUGGUCGCACAAAAGCCUCAGGAGUGUGGACAAGGCUGACGACCGGAAGUCCCGCGUCUCUUCCCUCAGGGCCUACAGGGGCAGCGCAUUUCCCCUGCCACCUGAGGCCAGUCUGCCACCUGAGGGGGAUUAAAGGACCACCACCAGGGCGCCCCCCACAUACACAGCUGUUCUGUGGGGGUGGGAGUAAGGCUGCGGCUCACAGACGUGGAGGCCCAGGCCUGGGCUGGGAAGUGGAUUUGUGAUGGGCCCCAGGGUGUGUGUGUGCAUGUGGUAUGUGUGAGAUGGGGUGUGGGUGGGCUCUGGGGGCGUCUGCCCCUGUUCCCACCCGCCAGACCAGGAGCCAACCAGGCCUGCAACAGGCCCUGCACGAGGGAGCCGCCUGGCUCACAGCCAGGAGCCAGUAUAAGGCCACAGGGCCAUAGCGCCCCCUGCUGGCGGACUCUGCCAGGGCCCUGGCACUGUUUACGCGGGAGAGGCCAGGCCUUCCUGGCUCACCCAC
Molecule: messenger RNA, 2902 nt
Organism: Propithecus coquereli (Coquerel's sifaka)
Lineage: Eukaryota; Metazoa; Chordata; Mammalia; Primates; Indriidae
Gene: SLC43A2
Product: solute carrier family 43 (amino acid system L transporter), member 2
Exons: 14
Coding region: 95-1801 (568 amino acids)
Biological process (GO): transmembrane transport; neutral amino acid transport
Molecular function (GO): neutral L-amino acid transmembrane transporter activity; L-amino acid transmembrane transporter activity
Source: RefSeq, a predicted model, not a curated record